AUGGCCCUGUUGUUCACCGAUAAACUUGCGCAUGCGAAAGGAAAACUGAGACUGAGAGAUGAAAUUAUUGACUGUGCGAUGUCAGGGACGGGUGAUGGGUUUCCUUGCACCAAAACAGUGAUUGAGAUUCUGGGUUGUGUCAAAAUGUUUUGGGAGCGGUGUAGGGCUGGGAACGAUGAUGAGGAGUGUUAUGUUGAAGAGGGUUGCUCUCAAGACGCUGAUUGCAUUAGCGAAUCAUAUCAGGGUGGA
This is a messenger RNA of Ambispora gerdemannii, 249 nucleotides long. Lineage: Eukaryota; Fungi; Glomeromycota; Glomeromycetes; Archaeosporales; Ambisporaceae. The record is from the annotation of a GenBank genome assembly.